This is a messenger RNA of Paraglomus occultum, 1728 nucleotides long. NCBI's taxonomy places the organism in Eukaryota, Fungi, Glomeromycota, Glomeromycetes, Paraglomerales, Paraglomeraceae. The record is from the annotation of a GenBank genome assembly.
AUGACGGACACCACGGAGACCCAAGCUAAACAGAAGCGCCUAAAUCAAGAUGAUUUCCGUAAACUACUACAAACACCACGUCCAGGGGACGCAACGUCGAAAGUUGGGUUAUUGGGUACCGCUUCCAAUAGACAGCGAUUAAUUCCGCCACAGACACCGAGAGUUGGUGGAAAUACAAGCUCAACGGUAACGAAAGCAGAGACAUUAAUUUCCAAGCCCAGGAAAAGUCGCUUUAUAAAGCCUGUUCCUACUUCGCCACCUCAAAAUCAGUACAGAGAUCGUGCUGCCGAACGCCGUGAAAAUGCCAAUCCUGACUAUCAAGACACGGAACAAAUUCUCAAAGCCCUCAAUCAGACGGAAACUCUUGCAUCAAAAACCGUAUAUGAACAAUCAAAGUAUCUUGGAGGUGAUACCGAACAUACGCAUCUUGUAAAAGGUCUCGAUUUUGCUCUGUUAACAAAAGUACGAAACGAGCUGAGUAAAGAGGGCCGGGGGAGUGAAGAUGAAGACACGAAAAGAGAAUUGGAGAAGUUGGAAGAGGAAACGCAGGAAGUACCUAGGAUUACGAGCAAGCUUGCAAUCAAUCUCUAUCAACACGUUAUGGAAACGAGAAAGCUCCCUCCAAAAGUUAAUGAACUAUUCGUUGCUGGACGAAUGGCGUACGUUUUCGAACUUGCUGAUAAUAAUGGAAAUUAUAACGAUCCAUUUGCUAUUCCAACAACAAUUAUCCGUUCCAAAGCUGACAUUGCCGACUCGGCCGAAGUCGAUAAGUCUACAAAUGACAUUGUCAUUGAGAAAAUCUCUCAGGUUAUGGCUUAUGCUCGUUCUGGAGAUCCAGAAGUUAGGAUGGUUAAAGUGGCGGCUAUUGAUGAUGAUGAGGAUAUUUUUGCUGAAGCUGGGAGGGAUUAUAGUGUUACUAUCGAGGAGAAAGAUAAAGAAACGCAAGAGAAGAAAGAGGAAACUGCGGGAGAGACUGGUUGGUUCUUGUUCCCCGCUGCUGCCGGCGCUGCCAAUGUGGAAGCGGAUGAUAUUAAUGAUCAGAGUAACGACUCGAUGAGGGAAACGGAUACUACGAAGAAAUAUUUCUCUCACCAGACUGAUUCUUCAAUGGACACAGAAAAUAACAGCGAUGCAAAUUCUACAUCAUUACAUACUCUUAUCCAAUCCGCCACUGCUUCUGAUGCUCACGAUGGAUCCACUUAUUUUUCAUCUCUUUCUGCUUCUGCUCUAAAUGAUUCACAAGCCUCAAAAACUUCAUCAUCUUCCCAGUCGCAAUCUAUUCGUAAGCGUUUAAUUUCCCAAGACAGCUACGAUGUGGAUUAUUCUAUUUUCGGUUUUGGUAUGGACGGAAUUGCGCGUGAGAACGCUUAUGAUUCCGGGCAGUCUGAUUCGGAUUCUGAUGAGGCACACACUAUUCGUGAUCAAGGCGUAACGAAAAAUAAAAAAGCACAGCUAGUCAGGUGGGACUUUGAGACUGAAGAGGAGUGGCAGGAGUAUAAGGACAAAGUGACAGCAAUGCCAAAGUCAGCUUUUCAAUUUGGCGUCAAAACCAGUGAUGGUCGUCAGACACGAAGAAGUCGUAGGGAACUAACAGAUAAACAAAAACUAGACAGAGAUUUUCAAAAGAUAAACCGGAUCAUGGAGGAAAAAUAUGGCGAAGGCAUGGAUGAGGGGAUUAAGAAAGACAUUGAAGAGCGAGCAAUAGAUGGAAUUUAUAAUGAUGGGUAG